AUCCUAAUCAUCAAGAUAUUACAAUCAAUUCCUUUGUUUGACAUUAUUCCUUUGUUUGACAUUUCUAACACGCCCCUCGAUGCUUAUUCGUUGCUCACUGUCCCACGAUGGACAAGCCCAUUCUUAUCUUCGUCCUCCUUUAACUCUCAAAGUAUGCAGGUGACCAAAUACACUUCAUGUUCUUUGUUGAUCAUGUUCCACUUGCUUGAACCAGUCAAAGAGGAAGUCCAAAUAUUUGACCGGUCAAGUGGAUUAUUCUUGGAAGGGAGACCCAAAUCGUCAGUAAAAGGAUGCUCGGUUGACCAAAAAGUUGACCGGGUUGGGGGUGUCGGCAGAGAAGAGUCCAAAGGAGUUUGGACCGUAGCGACCAAGAUCAGUGGAGAAUCACUGGAGAUAUUCGAACAAAGGAAUCCAUCCAAGCGUGGUCAGCCCGUUCACGAUCCCUGCCCCUUCUGCUGGACCGAGGGUCACGUUCCAACCAAGCACGACCCAGUUCAUGAACGACCCGGCCAAUCUACAGGUCAUCCAAGGCUUUGGCCAGGUCAUGGCCAUGUGUCAGCAGAAUGGGGGGAUGUUAUUCCUCCUAGGCAUGUUUCCAUUCGCUCUUCGAGGCGCUGGGACGAUGCCCCUUCAAACUCCAAUGGCAGUGUCGCCAUUCCAGACGCCGGUACCACAACCAUCACCUUUCCAGCCCUAGCUGUUGAGAGUGUUGACGACGAGUGGGAUAUUCCAAGGGCCCACAAGAAGAAGAAAGGAAAAACCAUUCGACCAGCAACUUCCCGGCUGGGGAAUAAGGAAGAAGACGAAGAAAAGUUUCUCCUUUUCUUCCAAACUUUGCGGAAUCGAGCUACUGAAUGGUUCAACAAGCUUCGCCUAGAGAGCAUUGACUCGUUCAGCGAUUUGGCCUCAAAAUUCAAGGCCAAGUUCCAGGAGAAUUGUACUAAGAGGAAGAAAUUCAUGUAUCUUAGUACAGCCGGGCAGAGGGAAUCUGAGAACCUCACUCAAUUCCUUACCCGGUGGAAGGAAGAGGUAGACAAGGUAGAAGAGAUGGACGACAAGACGGUGUUAUCCCUUCUCUCGAAUGGCUUACGUGCCGGGGAACUAUACAAGGAGUUCUGCCAGAAACCCCCGGCCACGGACACCGUGGAAACUGAAGGAUCGAUUGUUCUACCGGUCGAACUCAGAUUGGGGGACAAGACCGUAUGGAAGAGGAUGCGGUUCAUCGUUGUGGACAUAAAAUGCGUCCAUAACACGAUUCUUGGGAGACCGGGCAUCAACAAAGUCCGGGCAAUGAUUUCCAUGCCUCACUUAUGCAUGAAAUUCCAUACACCGGGCGGUGUAGGAGAAGUUCGAGGUGAUCAGAGGAACGCAUGUGAAUGCUAUGCCCGGGCAGUGAAGAAGAUGACGAAGGGGGUCAACGUCUUCUCCCAAGAGAUCACCAAGGGAGAAACCCGGGAGAAACUGGAGCCUGAAGCUGAAACGGUGGAGAUUAAACUCCACCCGGGUGAUCCCUCAAGGACGGUCAAGAUAGGAGCAAACCUCCCAGAGGAUCUCAAGGCGGAGAUUACACGGGUCCUCCAAGAGUAUGCAGGCAUAUUCGCAUGGAGCGUGGCAGAUAUGCCUGGGAUUGACCGCUCAAUCAUCUGCCACCGGCUGGCAGGACAGGCCCUUACAGAUUUCCUGGUAGAAAUGACCGGUCUAACUCCAGACCUACCGGUCAACAAGCCCACUGAGCAAUGGUGGGAGAUGGCGGUAGACGGGGCAUCUGGUCCUAAAGGGUGCGGGGGUGGUAUAGUGUUUACCACCCCGGAAGGGUUCAAGAUCUACCAUGCACUCAUCUUCAACUUCAAACUGACAAACAAUGAGGCGGAAUAUGAAGCUCUGGCUGGAGGGCUCAGACUUGCUCAAGAUCUCAAAAUCAACCGGGUCAGUAUCAAAUCUGACUCUAGUCUGAUUGUUGGGCAAGUGACCGGUAAUAUGGAAGCAAGGGAAGGACGAAUGGCGCAAUACAAGGACCUGGUGCUUGCCUUGUAAUGGUGGCCAUCGAUUACUUCACCAAAUAGAUCGAAGCCGAAGCGUUGGCCAAUAUCUUCACACAACAAUGUAAGAAAUUCAUUUGGAAGAACAUCAUCACCCGGUUUGGAGCUCCUAUAAAUCUCAUCACCAACAACGGUCCACAAUUCCGGAAUCCGAGAUUCACCGAAUACUUGGAGGGCUUCGGGAUUAAACACAAUCGUUCUUC
Messenger RNA from Cuscuta campestris, 2242 nucleotides. The record is from the annotation of a GenBank genome assembly. Lineage: Eukaryota; Viridiplantae; Streptophyta; Magnoliopsida; Solanales; Convolvulaceae.